UUGAUAUACUUGUUAAUUUGUUAUUGUUUCGGUAAACCUUGUAAUAUUUCGUUAAUUCUCGAAUCUUAUACGAUAAACAAUUUCGUUUGUGAUAAUGAAAGAAAAACGUAAGAAAAGUAAACACAGUAAAUCUAAAAAAAGCAAAGAUCGUGAAAGACGUAGACGGAGAUCUACAAGUUCGUCAAGUUCUGAUUCAGGCUCUGAUAAAUGGGUAGAAAAAAAGGCAGCCACACAAGACAAGGAAGCGCAAAGAGAGGACUGGAUGUCAAUGACUGGAAUGUUAAAGACAUAUACAAAAGACGAUGUUAGGCCGAAGCGAGAAGAAAAAGACAAAAAAGGUAUUGAUUCAUAUAACCCAGGAACCAGCAGCAGGGAACUCAAUCCUUAUUGGAAAGACGGAGGAACAGGUCUGCCACAAACAAGUGAAAGCUUACGAAAAUCUAAGCCGUUUCUUAAACCUGUUGAUGAUGAUGAUGACUAUUAUUCAAAGCCAAAAAGCUCCAGGUCCACUGAUUCCCAUUACAGUGGCAGUUCAAAAGAUAGGCAAAGUGAUUAUUAUAAUGAUAGAAAAUACUCUGAAAGAGAGUCAUAUGGAAGAUCUAGUAAUUGGAAGAAACAAAGCCAGGUCAGUGAAAACCAACAUACUUCAGAGAGAAGAGAACAAAGAAGUGAAGAGAGAUAUCUUACCCUGGAAAGGAAAGAGCCAAAACAAAUUGAACCUGUGGCUAAAGCAGAACAGAGCAGUGCAUAUCUCAGCGAUGAGAAAAUGAACAAAUUAGCAGCAAAAAUUCUUAAAGCUGAAAUUUUAGGAGAUGAUAAACUUGUCGCAGACCUUAAAUCAAAGCUUGAAGCAGCAAGAGAGUACAGAAAACAAAACCCUGAUGCAGGAAAGGAAGAUGAUGGUGUUAUGCUGAUGUCAACUAACAGCUUUGGCAAUAGCAGACCACUGACCAGUCAGAAAGGAGAUCCUCAAUCAAGAAGUAACAAAAGAAAAGCAGAAACUCAUGUGUCUGGUGAGAGGGCCAAGUACUUUGGUGAUGAUGACAAGUAUAAUUUGGCACAGAUGUUUGAACAAGAGAAAUACAGUAACAAUUACAAUGAUGAAGCUGAAUUAGCUAAAAUUGCAUCUAAGCAUAAGAAUCCGAAUGACGAUUUGGCAGACAUCUUUGUGGAUGAAAUAUCAAAGAACAGGAAUGCUGCAAAGGAUAGUUGUAUUGAGAAACAAAGAGCAAUCAAUGCACAUGUUAGAAUGGAGAGGUCACUAGAAGGCUGCCAGUAUUGUGUGGACUCUAAGAGCAUGAUAAAACAUCUGAUGGUUAGCUGUGGAACAAAGGUCUAUGUAGCUCUUCCAGCCAAACAGUCUCUAGUUAAAGAUCACUGUAUUAUAAGUACAAUACAACAUGCUACAUGUGUCACAGCUAUUGAUGAAGAUGUUUGGGCUGAAAUACUUGAUUAUAGAAAAGCAAUAACAAAGUUCUUUAAUUCCCGUGGAGAGGAUGUUGUAUUCUUUGAAACAGCAACAAGGUUGCAUAAGUACCCACAUCUGGUUAUAAACUGUGUUCCACUGCCGAGAGAUGUUGGGGACAUGGCUGCAAUAUACUUCAAGAAAGCUCUUUUAGAAUGUGAAGCAGAAUGGUCUAUGAACAAAAAGGUUGUAGAUUUAAGAGGAAAAAAUAUAAGGAGAGGUGUACCUAAAGGAUUACCAUACUUUUGGAUUGACUUUGGUAUGGAUCCUGGCUUUGCUCAUGUUAUUGAAGAUCAACAGCUGUUUCCAAGAACCUUUGCAGAGGAAAUAAUUGCUGGUAUUCUUGACUUGGACCACUCAUCAUGGAAAAAUCCCAAGAGAGAGUAUGGAGAUGUACAGAGGAAGAAAGUUAUGGACUUUGUAAAGGAAUGGAAACCUUUUGAACCUUUUAAGAGUACUGCAUAAAAGUUUUGUAUGUGAUCAAUGCAAAUAAAAAUAAGAUACUGUA
Molecule: messenger RNA, 1973 nt
Organism: Trichoplusia ni (cabbage looper)
Lineage: Eukaryota; Metazoa; Arthropoda; Insecta; Lepidoptera; Noctuidae
Product: CWF19-like protein 2 homolog
Exons: 5
Coding region: 95-1930 (611 amino acids)
Biological process (GO): mRNA splicing, via spliceosome
Cellular component (GO): post-mRNA release spliceosomal complex
Source: RefSeq, a predicted model, not a curated record